CCUGCACGCCGGACCGCCGAGUGUACAAUGGACCUUGGGAACAGAAGAAGAAUCCACUGCAACAUGAGACUCACCUACUCUCUGCUAAUUAUGGGAGCGUUCUGCAUGACACCCUUCCUCUGCCAUAGCCAAAUUGAUCCACUAGCUCUUGGACGAGCAGACCCCCAGUGUUGGGAAUCCUCCUCAGCUGUCUUACUGGAGAUGAGAAAGCCUCAUAUUUCUGACUCUGUCAGUGGCUUUUGGGACUUCAUGGUCUUCCUGAAAUCAUCAGAGAACUUGAAACAUGGGGCUUUGUUCUGGGACCUGGCUCAGCUCUUCUGGGAUAUCUAUGUGGACUGCGUGCUCUCCAGAACCCAUGGCCUAGGGAGAAGGCAGCUAGCAGAAACUGAACCAAAGAUUGCUAGUCUACGUUCUCAAUUCACAGGGAGAAAACAAGGGAUAUUUCCUCAUAUUCAGAGGUCACCAGUUCUGAAGAAGAAAGACUCAAUUGAAGAUUUAAUAAGCAUCCACAUGCAUAAGAGCAGAUCUAUGUUACUUGGAAGAAUCACUGAAGAGCUAGGGAAAAAGAAGAAAUGACACAUUUGGUCCAAGAUCUUGAUUUGUAUAUAUUUUUAAGCUACUUCUAUUUAUUUAUUUAUUUAUUUAUUUAUUUUGCAUUUUAAUCCCCAUUGAUGUCAAUUUAGAUGGUGGAAGAAGGCCUAUAAGGAUGAGCACUGUAUCUCUGAUUAACUGGACUUGUGGGUUUUUUUAAUUGCUUAUGAAUUCAGACUCCUUAAUAAACUGCAUGAUUUAUAA
Molecule: messenger RNA, 795 nt
Organism: Strigops habroptila (Kakapo)
Lineage: Eukaryota; Metazoa; Chordata; Aves; Psittaciformes; Psittacidae
Gene: FAM237A
Product: family with sequence similarity 237 member A
Exons: 3
Coding region: 28-576 (182 amino acids)
Source: RefSeq, a predicted model, not a curated record